This is a messenger RNA of Alnus glutinosa, 1196 nucleotides long. Its product is annotated as probable ribose-5-phosphate isomerase 3, chloroplastic. The record is from RefSeq and is a predicted model, not a curated record. Gene Ontology annotation, molecular function: ribose-5-phosphate isomerase activity. Bases 156 to 1007 code for a protein of 283 amino acids. The transcript has a single exon. Lineage: Eukaryota; Viridiplantae; Streptophyta; Magnoliopsida; Fagales; Betulaceae. Gene Ontology annotation, biological process: pentose-phosphate shunt, non-oxidative branch.
UAGUCUCUUCGCAUAAAGACCAAUCCGACAAGGGACAAACACACACAAACCCACACCAAAAACCAUCCAACCAACCAAAAGGAGAUAGAAGAUCAAGAACAGAAGCAAAACAAAACCAAACACACAUUUCUCUUGUUUCUCAUCUCUACCCAGAAAUGGCCUCCUCCUUAUCCCUCUCCCAGUCGUUCUCCUCCCUGCACCACCAAACCUCCAGCCCUCUUAUCCCACGCAACCCAAGACCCCUUCACCUACGCACCCAGUCCCGCAAACCCAUCUCCAUCAAAGCCCUCUCCGCUCCAAUCCUCACGCAAGACGACCUCAAGAAGCUCGCCGCCGACAAGGCCGUGGACUACGUCAAGCCCGGCAUGGUCCUCGGCCUCGGCACCGGAUCCACCGCCGCCUUCGUCGUCGCCAAGCUCGGCCACCUCCUCCAGACCGGUCAGCUAUCAAACAUCGUCGGAAUUCCCACCUCGAAACGCACCGAGGAGCAAGCCCGCCAACUGGGUAUCCCUCUCUCGGUCCUCGACGACCACCCGCGCCUAGACCUCGCCAUCGACGGCGCGGACGAGGUCGACCCGGAUCUCAACCUCGUCAAAGGCCGCGGCGGAGCGCUCUUGCGAGAAAAAAUGGUGGAAGCCGCCUCGGACAAGUUCGUGGUCGUGGCGGACGACACGAAGCUGGUGAAGGGACUCGGAGGAAGUGGGUUGGCAAUGCCGGUCGAGGUGGUGCAGUUUUGCUGGAAGUACAACCUGAUAAGGCUGCAGGAAUUGUUCAAGGAAGAAGGGGUUGAGGCAAAGCUGAGGUUGGGUGAGAAUGGGAAGCCCUAUGUAACUGAUAAUUCCAAUUACAUAGUGGACUUGUAUUUCAAGACGCCAAUAAAGGACGCCUUGGCUGCUGGGAAGGAGAUUUCGGCUUUCGAAGGGGUUGUGGAACAUGGGUUGUUCUUGAAUAUGGCCACCGCGGUCAUUAUUGCCGGGAAGAAUGGUGUGGAGGUGACGAAUAAGUGAUAUUUUUGUGUGAUUGUUGUUGAUCAAUUUUUUUUUUUUUUUGAUGAUUUUGGCCUUAUUUGUGCUUGUUGGAAUUAAAAGGGCAUGUUGAAUUGGGUCAGCAGAAUAGAAAUAAUGUUAAGUAAUGGAAAUGGGAUAAAGUGAAAUAAUCGAGAAGGUAAGUUUACAUGCUAAUUUAAAUUUUUGUCA